Messenger RNA from Lathyrus oleraceus (garden pea), 2109 nucleotides. RefSeq lists its product as uncharacterized. Gene Ontology annotation, molecular function: protein binding. The transcript is spliced from 4 exons. The record is from RefSeq and is a predicted model, not a curated record. NCBI's taxonomy places the organism in Eukaryota, Viridiplantae, Streptophyta, Magnoliopsida, Fabales, Fabaceae. Bases 111 to 854 code for a protein of 247 amino acids.
AACCACUUCUUUCUCACCUUCCCUCAUCCUUCUAUCUACAUUGGCCAACUUUCAUAUAGUAUUACACAACUACUUGAUAUUUUGUUUUUCAUUUUGCUUUAUUUUUAAACAUGUUACUUAGAAGCUUCUCUGCUCCAAUUCUAAGUUCACUAUUACUUUCUAAAUUCAACGAACCUUAUCUUGAGCUAGAACAUACUCUUAAGCUUCCUAGAACAAUAUCACUUUUAAGUCUAAGCCAAAACAAGACUAAGAUAGAUCUUAAAAACUUUUCAAGUCCUAAGAAAACAAUUUCCAUAGAAAGAAAGGAAGUGAACGAGGGUAAGAUGGUGCAAACUUCAAUGAUGGGUGGUGGGAUGAAGAAUAAUGGUGGAUGUAAAGGUGGUGGAAGAGGAUCAGAUGGUGGAAAUGGAAGAGGUUGGAAUCUCAACGAAGGAAAUAAUCAUGGUAGAGAUAAGAUAGAUUCUUAUUACCAAAACAUGAUUGAAACACACCCUUUUGAUGCUCUUUUGCUUGGAAAUUAUGCUAAAUUUUUGAAGGAGGUUCGUGGAGAUUAUAUUAAAGCAAAGGAGUAUUUAGAAAGGGCAAUUAUGGCAAAUCCUGGUGAUGGUCAUAUUUUGUCCAUCUAUGGAGAUUUAAUAUGGCAAAUAGAGAAGAAUGCUGCUCGAGCUCAACAAUAUUUUGAUCAAGCUAUUCAAAAUGACCCGAAUGAUUGCUAUGUCUUGGCUUCAUAUGCAAAUUUCCUUUUGGAUGCUGAAAAUGAAGAAGAAAAAGACUAUCAAAUUGAAUCUGAUCAGAGCCAUCACUUUCAAGAAACUAAGCACUUCUCUCAUUUAACUACAGCCUCAGGAUUGUGAAUGUUUGGAAGAAGAUAGUAAUGAUUCAAAAAAUAAAUUCUUUGAAGAGAAGUAAAGGGAGAUUCUAAGAUCUCUUUGGAUGGUUAAUUUAGACCUUUUGACAAAAUGGAGAUGAGGAUUGAUUAGAAGUGCUUCUUUGGUGUGAUUAAAGGUUCAUUCUCAAAGUUAUGAACAUUUUAUGAUGAUACAUUGUUUAUUUUCAAAGGAAGAUCAAUUUUCAUCAUUGAUACAGGUUAAAAUCUUCUUCAUUACUUAUUCAAAAUUCUAUAUUAUUCACUAAGUGUUACUGAUCAUUGUACUUAUGAGAAAAUGGUGUGCUUUCUCUUAUUUGUUGUAAAAUUAAAAGGUAGUGUGCCUUUGUGAUUGUGUUAGAUAGUUAAGAGAGUCUAAUUGAUCGACUGUAACAUAUCUGAGAUAGUAAAAUCUUGGACGCGGUGUGAGUGGACUGAAGUACUCUUGUUUGAAAAGAGGAACCAUGAUAUAUCGUUGUGUUUUUUACUUUCUGUACUUAAUUUCAGCAUCUUUACUUUUACAUCAGAUCUGAAAAAUUAAAAACAUAAUUGUUAAUGAUACCAUUCGAGAAAAUUUCAAUAAUAUUAAUUAAUCUAAUUCCCCCUCUCUUAAUUAGAUACAUUUCAUAUUUACACGUUGUACUAUUGUAAAUUGUAUGGUAGUUAACUACAUCAUCAACAUAUGUAUUCUCAGUGGAAUGAGAAGCAUCAAAGGCACCAUCAACAAGUUUGACAUGAUAAGUAUAAUAUUCUUGUUCAUAUUGCUUGUACCUCCCACAAAGUAUUUUGAGGUGAAGAUUUUUAUUUUAACAGUAGCUGCAAGAGACACUUGAUAGGAUGAGGAAACUAUGUUACUCUUGGUGAUUGUACUACAAGACAAAAAUGUAUUGAGAGGAAGAUGACUAGUGUCUGCACUAUGAUGCAGAAUGUUGAAGAACAUGCUCCAGACAUCAUGAAUGAUAUUUUAGAUACAAAAACUAUUCUAUGGCACAAAAAGUUUGGGAGUACAGAAAAAUUUGUUGCAUAUAAAUUUGUCAUAUGUAUGUCUGGUCUCAAAAUUGAAAAAGGUAGAAUUUAUGACAUGUGUAAAGUUUGGAAGCAAUCCAAAAUAUCAUAUAAGAUGCUUCAACAUCUUACUUGUGUUUCUGAAUUAUUAAUUAUGGACUUUAUGAGACUCAUACUAAGGGUUUUCAUCGAAGGGAAGACAGGUGGUCAAGUCGGAUGUCCUCACAAUAUUGAACAAC